AUGGAUGUGAACGCUCUUCGGGACCGUAUACAGUCGACGCUCGACGCGAAUGCGGACACUCGACGACAGGCUGAGUUGGAUCUCAAAUAUGUGUGUUUGUGUUUGAUCAUUUUUAUGCCCGUUGUGUACCUGAAAAACCGCAUCAACCGAGGAUGGGCCCCCUCCGAAGACACCAGCAACUACAAAAAAAUCCCCGAAGAAGAGCGUCCAGCACUCCGAGAUCGAUUGAUCCCUAUCCUCGCCGCAUCCCCGCCCAACGUUCGUGCGCAGUUCAUACCGCUCAUUACCAAGAUCCUCUCAUAUGACUUCCCCGAGAAAUGGCCUGGUUACAUGGACAUCACGCUGCAGCUGUUGAAUGCCCACGAUGUGAAUUCCGUGUUUUCGGGACUGCAGUGUCUGUUGGCGAUUUGCAAGGUGUACAGGUUCAAGGCGAAUGAGAAGCGGGGUGAUUUUGAUAAGAUUGUGGAACAUUGUUUUCCUCAGCUUUUGAAUAUUGGUAAUAAAUUGGUGGAUGAGGAGAGUUUGGAGGCGGCGGAGAUGUUGCAUACGGUUGUCAAGGCUUAUAAACAUGCUAUUUAUUUUGAACUUCCGCCGCACCUCAAAACUCACCAGGCCACUGUUGACUGGUGUACUUUGUUCUUGAGAAUAGCGGCCAAGUCGCCUCCAGCCAACUCGAUGCUCGAAGACCCCGAGGACCGAGAGCAAAAUCACUGGUGGAAGUGCAAAAAGUGGGCAUAUGGGAACUUGAAUCGCCUAUUUGUUCGAUAUGGAAACCCCACGUCAAUCACCAAAAGCACAUCGUCCGAUGUUACUACCUACGCCAAGUCGUUCAUUACCACGUUCGCCCCCGAGAUUCUGAAAGGAUACUUGCAAGAGGUGGAGAAAUGGAUUAAAGGUCAAUGGCUCAGCAAGCCCGUCCUUUCAUAUACCCUGAUUUUCCUCGAGGAAUGCGUGAAGCCGAAAACAACAUGGGAUCACUUGAAACCGCACAUGGAUACUCUGAUUGCACACCUCGUUUUCCCUCUGCUUUGCCAGACCGAUGAAGAUCUCGAGCUUUUCCAGACGGAUCCUCCCGAGUACCUCCACAGGAAGCUCAACUACUAUGAGGAAAUCUCCGCUCCCGAUGUUGCCGCCACGAACUUCUUGAUUUCACUUACAAAAAGCCGAAAGAAGCAGACCUUUAACAUUCUGCAGUUUGUCAACGGUGUGGUCAGCAAGUACGAAAACGCACCGGAUGCAGAGAAGAUUCCCAGAGAGAAAGAAGGAGCUUUGCGUAUGAUUGGAUCGUUAUCUUCAGUUAUUCUGGGCAAGAAAAGCCCCAUUGCUGACCAGGUCGAAUAUUUCUUCGUCCGCCACGUUUUCCCUGAGUUCCGUAGCCCGCACGGUUUCCUCAGAGCUCGUGCUUGCGAUACAUUGGAGAAGUUUGAGCAGCUGGACUUCAAGGACCCGGCAAAUCUGAUGACCAUUUAUCGCAAUAUCUUGGAAUCCAUGGCUGACCCCGAAUUGCCUGUGCGGGUCGAGGCUGCUCUUGCAUUGCAGCCUCUUAUUCGCCAUGACGCCAUUCGUACAUCGAUGCAACACAAUAUUCCUCAGAUCAUGCAGCAGCUUCUCAAACUUGCCAACGAAGUCGACGUUGAUGCCUUGUCCAAUGUCAUGGAAGACUUUGUCGAGGUAUUCUCUGCGGAGCUAACUCCUUUCGCAGUCGCUUUGAGUGAACAGCUACGUGACACGUAUAUGCGAAUUGUCGGCGAACUCCUUGAACGCCAAGCUUCCAAGAGCGAUGAAGACUCAUACGGAGACUUCCUUGAUGACAAGAGCAUUACCGCUUUGGGUGUUUUGCAGACUAUUGGAACACUCAUUCUUACUUUGGAAAGCACUCCAGAUGUUCUCUUGCAUUUGGAAACUAUCUUGAUGCCUGUCAUCACCAUUACCCUAGAGAACAAACUCUACGACUUGUACAAUGAGAUUUUUGAAAUUAUCGACAGCUGCACAUUCUCAGCUAAGAGCAUCUCACCAACCAUGUGGCAGGCAUUCGAGCUGAUUCACAAGACAUUCAAAGCCGGUGCAGAGCUUUAUUUAGAGGAUAUGCUACCUGCUUUGGAUAAUUUUGUCUCAUACGGAUCGGAAAUGCUCGUACAGAACCCCGCUUACCUCGGCGCUCUUGUCAGUAUGGUAGAGGAUAUUUUUCACGAUGAAAAAGUCGGAGGUGUCGACAGGAUAUGCGGCUGCAAGCUCGCCGAGGCAUUGAUGCUGAACCUUCGCGGAUACGUCGACCAAUAUGUCCCUAUUUUUGUCGAGCUUGCAAUCAAUGUGCUCAACAGCGGGGACGCCAAGACCAAGUCAUACAGGGUUCAUUUGAUGGAAAUGGUCAUCAAUGCCAUCUAUUACAACCCAGCAUUGGCUCUGCAGAUACUCGAGGCCAAGGGAUGGACAAACAAAUUCUUCAGUGCCUGGUUCUCGAAUAUUGACAGCUUCCGACGCGUUCACGAUAAGAAAUUGUCCAUUGCAGCCAUCAGCGCUCUUUUGACAUUGAAGCCAGAAGAUGUUCCCGCUAGCGUUCAGCAAGGCUGGCCCAGAUUGUUGCAGGGAGUGACGAGGCUUUUCCAGACGUUGCCUGCAGCUCUUCAGCACCGUGAAGCUGCUACCCGAGAGUCGGAUUAUACCUAUGACGACGAGGAGGAUGACCUCGUUGAUGAGGAUACCGAGUGGGAUGGCGAGGUUGAAUGGAAUGAUCAGGAUGAGGCUGAGGGUGGUGGUGACGAUGAUGUCGCUGAUGAGAAUGCGGCAUACUUGGAUUUCUUGAGUCAAGAGGCUCAGAAGUUCGGUUCUUUCGCAGACGAUGAUGACGAUGACCUGGAUGAAGAAAGUCUUCUCGAGACCCCUCUCGAUAAAGUCGAACCAUAUGGUCUGUUCAAGAAUGUGUUGCUUGGCCUACAACAAGGACAACCACAACUAUACGAAAACCUAACCAAGAUCUUGACCCCAGAAGAACAGCAAAUUAUCCAAUCCGUAUUCCAAGAAGCCGAUAAAGUCGACGCUGCUAUCGCUGCGAGUUUAGCGAAUGGCGGUAAUUGA
Talaromyces amestolkiae is the source of this 3075-nucleotide messenger RNA. RefSeq lists its product as uncharacterized. Bases 1 to 3075 code for a protein of 1024 amino acids. Gene Ontology annotation, cellular component: nuclear envelope; cytosol. The transcript is spliced from 8 exons. Gene Ontology annotation, biological process: protein import into nucleus. The record is from RefSeq and is a predicted model, not a curated record. Gene Ontology annotation, molecular function: small GTPase binding. Lineage: Eukaryota; Fungi; Ascomycota; Eurotiomycetes; Eurotiales; Trichocomaceae.